Poecilia latipinna (sailfin molly) is the source of this 3799-nucleotide messenger RNA. Its product is annotated as E3 ubiquitin-protein ligase RNF19A-like. Gene Ontology annotation, molecular function: zinc ion binding; ubiquitin-protein transferase activity. NCBI's taxonomy places the organism in Eukaryota, Metazoa, Chordata, Actinopteri, Cyprinodontiformes, Poeciliidae. Gene Ontology annotation, biological process: protein ubiquitination. The record is from RefSeq and is a predicted model, not a curated record.
AUUUCCAGAGCUAGAACGAGAUCAGCGAACAACAGAGCGAUCUCUUGUAGGAGCUGUUGUCGUUCGAAACGGGGCUGCUGGGUGGGACCGAAGAAAGGGGAAAAUAAGUGCCUCUCUCAGCGUAUGAGGAAUUCACGGCACAGCAGCUGGGCGAGUCAUAAGUUAGGUUCACCUUUCUUAAAACGCAUCACGUCUGGUGUUUCCCACGGUCUCCAGAACAAGUGUCACUGGCAACAGACGCUCCUGUUGCCUUUUCUCCCUCGUGACCCCCACCCCUUAGCCAAAAUCCGGCUGUUAGAUGUGACGUCGAGGUUGAUCAGGAGAAGUCACCAUGUCUUAAACGCCGAAGGGCCCUCUGGAGCCCUGCCCCCCCACCCCAUCCUUCCCUCCCCCUCCCCCUCUCCCAUCCCCCACCUCGCCCCGUCCCCCAGCCCNNUCCCACUCCCCCACCUCUCCACCCACCUGCGAGACAGGCUGCCCAGUGCUGGCUCCCCACCGGCGCACCUCUCUCCUCCUCCCGGGGAGAUGAACUCACAGAAGCAGCAGCAGCAGCAGCUGGGUGCUGGAAACGUCGGGGUCAUGGAUUCUGACCGCGACCUGCAGUCUGCCACUUCUUCCAUCUCUCUGCCUUCAGUGAAGAAGGCCCCGAAGAAGAGGCGGCUCUCUCUGGCUUCUCUCUUCCGAAGACGAGGCCGGGACACUAAAUCAGGCCGCCAGCAGUCCAGGGACCUCCAGCACCCCGGGUCAGGGGGCAUUGCAGGAGUGGACGGCAUCGCCAGCAUCGAGAGCAUCCACUCUGAAAUGUGCAACGACAAGAACUCGGCCUUCUUUUCUGCGGCGGGGACAGGAGCCGCCUUCGCCGCCGCCUCGUUGUCCUCCGCCUCAGGGCCUUCUUAUGCUGCUACCAGCUCCUCAGCUAAGGCUGGGGGAGCAGCAGGGGCGGAACUACUGGAGUGCCCACUGUGCCUUCUACGCCUCUCCAGGGAGAGCUUCCCCGACAUCAUGACGUGCCACCACCGCUCCUGCAGCGACUGCCUGCGCCAGUAUCUGCGCAUCGAGAUCUCGGAGUCACGCAUCAACAUCAGCUGCCCCGAGUGUGCCGAGCGGUUCAACCCACACGACAUCCGUAUGAUUCUGGGGGACCAAGUGCUGAUGGAGAAAUAUGAGGAGUUCAUGCUGAGGAGGUGGCUGGUCGCAGAUCCGGACUGCCGCUGGUGUCCCGCACCAGACUGUGGAUAUGCAGUGAUAGCUUUUGGCUGUGCCAGCUGUCCAAAGAUCACAUGCGGCAGGGAGGGCUGCGGCACGGAGUUCUGCUACCACUGCAAGCAGCGGUGGCACCCCAACCAAACGUGUGACGCGGCACGCCAGCAGAGAGCCCAGAGUCUCCGCUUGAGAACCGUGCGCUCGUCCUCCCUCAGCUACAGUCAGGAGAGCGGUGCCGCAGCCGACGACAUUAAGCCAUGUCCUUGCUGCGCCGCUUACAUCGUCAAAAUGAAUGACGGGAGCUGUAACCACAUGACCUGUGCUGUCUGUGGCUGUGAGUUCUGCUGGCUCUGCAUGAAGGAGAUCUCAGACUUGCACUACUUGAGUCCGUCAGGCUGUACGUUCUGGGGGAAGAAGCCUUGGAGCAGGAAGAAGAAGAUCCUUUGGCAGCUGGGAACACUAGUGGGCGCUCCUGUUGGAAUUGCACUGAUUGCUGGGAUAGCCAUCCCUGCCAUGAUCAUCGGCAUACCUGUAUACGUGGGCAGGAAGAUCCAUAACCGCUAUGAAGGCAAGGAUAUUUCCAACCAUGAGCGGAACCUGGUGAUCGCUGGUGGAGUGACGCUGUCUGCCAUCGUGUCUCCUGUGGUGGCUGCAGUCACCGUCGGCAUCGGGGUCCCCAUCAUGCUUGCCUAUGUCUACGGCGUGGUGCCCAUCUCUCUGUGCCGCAGUGGAGGCUGCGGCGUGUCAGCCGGGAACGGAAAGGGAGUUCGGAUCGAGUUCGAUGAUGAGAACGACAUGAAUGCUGGCAACGGAACGGCUGCUACCGAUACGACAUCGGUAGCUGACACCAGGAACAACCCCAGUAUCGGCGAAGGCAGCGUCGGGGGUAUGACGGGCAGCCUGAGCGCCAGCGGCAGCCACAUGGACCGCCUCGGCGCCGCCAGGGACAACCUGAGCGAGACAGCCUCCACCAUGGCUCUGGCCGGAGCCAGCAUCACCAGCAGCCUGUCCGGCAGCGCCAUGGUCAACUACCUGCACAGGAUGGAGGUCCAGGCCGACGUGCAGAAGGAGCGCUGCAGCCUGAGCGGGGAGUCGGCCACUGUCAGCCUGGGCACCAUCAGCGACAACGCCAGCACCAAAGCAAUGGCCGGCUCCAUUCUCAACGCGUACAUGCCUCUGGACAGAGAGGGAAACAGUAUGGAGGUCCAGGUGGACAUCGAGUCCAAACCCACCAAGCGACGGCACCACAGCGGCGGCAGCAGCGCCGACGACGGCGGCAGCGGCUGCAGCAACGCCGUCGGCCGCUGCGCCUGGAGCAACCCCACGGCCGGGUGCAGCUCCUCUGAAGGCAGAGGGACGGCCGCCAAGUGGGCCAAAGAGACGUCGGGCUCGUCCUUCAGCGCCGGCAGCAAAAAGAGCAAAGGCAAGCUGCGCAAGAAGGGAGGCGGCGGCACCAAGAUCAACGAAACACGGGAGGACAUGGACGCUCAGCUGCUGGAGCAGCGCAGCACCAACUCCUCAGAGUUCGACUCGCCGUCGCUGAGCGGCAGCCUGCCCUCGGUGGCCGACUCCCACUGCAGCCACAUGUCCGAGUUCAGCUGCUCUGACCUGGAGAGCAUGAAGACGUCGUGCAGCCACGGCUCCGGCGGCGGCGACUACCACCUGCGCUUGGCCACCGUCAGCCCCCUCCCCGAGGUGGAGAACGACCGGUUGGAGGCGUGUCCUUCCCACUGCUCUCCCCAGUCCCCCACCUCCACCACCUCCUCCCUGGGAAAUGGCACGGACCUGUCGGUGCUCUGCUUCGUCACGGACGAGAACAUCAACAUCACGUGUGCCGGCGAACUGGACUGCAACAGUGGAGAGCUCCUGAAGGAGCAUAACAACAACCACCAGCCGCAGGACGCGGCCGCGCCCGAGCAGCAGGCCAGGAACACCUGCUUACACACUGAUAUUUAAUAAACUCCGUACCUGAAGUGCUGCAUUCACUUUAUAGACCACCUCCUUUCCUUCUUUAAGCUAACAGCUGCUGCUUUACAGUUUUGGUUAUUCCCUAGUAAGAGAUGUGUCUUGUUAGGAUGGAGGUUUUCCAUGGGAAGCAGCUUUUGAGUAAAAUUGUUACUAGCAGCCAUCUGAAAGUGUUAAAGUUCCUCCUCAGGCUGUUUCUCUGUAUUUGUCAUGUUUCACAUAAAGCUGUUCACUGAUUGGCUGCUGCAUUGAUCUGUAGGUCAAAAUAAAGUUCUUCAGUUCAUCUCAAAUACAACGUUAAAUAGAUCUGAUUUCCUGAGACAAACUGAGCGAGGGACCAGGCAAUACGACUUCUUGGUUUGUUUUCUUCCCCCUAAAUGUAAAAGUGACUGUUUUGAAUAUAUGUAUGUGUAUAUAUAUAUAUAUAUAUAUAUAUAUAUAUAUCUCGACACUGAACCGUUCCAGCUCUGAAAUUGACCUUUACAACGCUAAGAUCUACCGAGGGAGAUGGUGCUCCACUGCUUUUUGUUCUGUAGCUUGAAUCUCUCAAGUGUCUUUUAGUGCCAAGAUAACUUUGAAAUCUUGGGCAGAAUUUAGCUCUGGAAAAGGUUUGAACCGAUUUGAUAAUAAA